ACCAGUUUCAGUUGCUGCUAUUUGAGCUGGCUGUUUUCAAAAUGAAUGUUUUGGUUUCGUGUUUGCUAUUAGCUUUUGUAUCUCCGGGCCAGGGCCAAGCACCAAAUGAGGGUGACUUGAUUGAAGAACCAUGUGUAGUUCCACUUACCUCUAUGUCGGGCCCGACAAGGUUUGUUCGCAACACAACAGAUAUCGUGAAGGCAGAGAGAGGAUUCCAAAGGGACUUUAGUGGAAGCAGGAGACAAAUUCGGCAAGGAGAGUUGGCUACUAGAACCAAAACGUCAACAUGGAUCACCUCCAACCAAAAAUGGGAGGAUCUCUGUCCUGAAAGGGUGGCGUUCAUCAGUCCGCCAAGGUGGCACGUUUAUCAAAAUAAGAUCUGCUAUGUACCGAACCCUUUCACAACAUUCCGGUAUCCCACAGUAGUGUGUACUAGGAAGACUUGUCUUUACGCCACUGGUUCCCGGCUAUACUGUCGCCCUGAUGUUCCCAGGAUCUACAAUAUCCCGACUUAUUGCUUUGUCCCCCAAAGCGGAAAGUUCGUGAAGAGAAGCUUCCGGAUUUACACAUAUCGAUACUGCACGUGCUGCCAUUACAAGUGCCCACAAUUCAUAAUGAAAGGGAAAUAAACGUAUAAACCAAUACGCCGAAUAAUAUGCACGAAAGACAAAGAUUCAAAUUAUAAAAUGUUCAGGGUAUCUAGAUAUA
Messenger RNA from Mizuhopecten yessoensis (Yesso scallop), 708 nucleotides. RefSeq lists its product as uncharacterized. NCBI's taxonomy places the organism in Eukaryota, Metazoa, Mollusca, Bivalvia, Pectinida, Pectinidae. The transcript has 5 exons. Bases 42 to 629 code for a protein of 195 amino acids. The record is from RefSeq and is a predicted model, not a curated record.